AUGUGCAUACAAAACGAAAUACCGCACUCUCCAGUUCCUCAGAUCGAUAAGGGUCAAACUCAUGGUGCUACAUCUCCUCGGGGUAACCCGGUGAUAAACGAAACCGAUGAAAGGGCAGAGCCCCCUCUCACCGGGCAACUUCAACAUGAACAACCGGGAGUCUCCGAACCGGGCGUUUCAAAAGAAUGGGUCAAAAGCCUUCUCCAAGAAUUUGGAGACUCAACGGUUCACCCGCUAGAGGAGAAGAUGACGAAAACCGUGAGCAUGGCACUCCGGUUCGCCAACAAUACGAGGAAUAAGCUAGUAAUGACAAAUAACCGGUUCUCACAAAUCGACGCUGACUACCGGGAAGAAGUGGUUUUGCGCGACAACCAUCUUAAGCGAACUGAGGCCUUGGAAGAAGAAAACUCAGGAAUAAAGAAUGACUUCGACCGGUUUAAAAGAGAGACCGAACAAAGGCUAAGAGAGGUCGCUGAGGAUCUAGUCGGCAAGGCCUCGGAACUGGAAAACAAGAAUGCGGGUCUUGAAGACCGCAACGACAAACUCGAGGCCGACCUCAAGGCGCUGACCGCACAAGUUGAUGAAUUACUCAAGGCCAAGUUGAGUGCGGAUGCAGCGGUUGUGGAGGCAAAUUCCCGGGCGGCUCAGGAAGUCCAGGAUGCGAUGGACGAAGAAGCAAGAAGAGAGAAGGAGCCUCCGCAACUUACCGAGGAAGAAAGAGCCGAGCGCGAACGAAGGACAAAGGCUAAGUUUCCGGGACUUGAAGAGUCUGUAGCCGCUCAGCAACGGGAAGAUGCAGAGCGGCUAAAUGCACAAAAACAAGGGUUCGAAGAAUUUACGACCACCCACAAGAAGAAGCAAAAGGCGGCCUCUGCCCCUUCGAUACCGGCAAAGCGAAAAAGAAAACCAUCUAAGAAGGACCAAGUAGUCGGGCUGCUGAAUGAAGUCACUGACACGGUUAUUGACAGUCAACCGGAUCAGGCUACUCACAACGAAGAUGAUGAUGAAGAGCACCUAGAGCACCGGUCUACAAGACAGCGAGUCUCAAGACCGGAUAAGAAAAAGCGGAACAAGGAUCUGAUGGCCAGCUACGACUUCUCGGACUCAGAAUAG
Messenger RNA from Impatiens glandulifera, 1113 nucleotides. RefSeq names its product calponin homology domain-containing protein DDB_G0272472-like. Lineage: Eukaryota; Viridiplantae; Streptophyta; Magnoliopsida; Ericales; Balsaminaceae. The transcript has a single exon. The record is from RefSeq and is a predicted model, not a curated record. The coding region runs from base 1 to 1113 and encodes 370 amino acids.